AGUUAAAUCACAAAGGUUAUAUCUUUAAUCAUAAAUUUUUAAAAGUGCUAACUUUGAUUAAUAAAAAAAAGUCACAUCCUUAACUAAAAAAAUAUUGAAAAGUUUUGUGCAAUCUCCUAAUUUCAACAACUGAACAUCAAAUCCUAAUAACUGAAGAUGAGAAAAGUUUUGUCAUGAGAACAACAAAGAUUUAGUGGCAUGGUUUAUUAGGAUUGAUAAUGGUAUGAAGAUAAUUCAUUGUGUUCUUUAUAUAUAUUUUUGUUCAAAAUAAAUAUCUAAUAUUCCGUUGUUGUGAUAUCUGUUGUUUUUAUAAUGUUCCUGGGCCUUGCUCUAGUCUAGUUUGCAUACUUUAUAUAAUGGUUUCAAAGAAGUCUGAAAGAUUAACCAAUUAAGUUUCGUCUCGUCAAAUAUUGUAUUUGUAUGCUAAAAAGUGAACCCUUUUGGUCUAUUUAGUACUCCAUUACGCCAAACAAAGAGAUAUGGGGUUCUUCACAGUGCUCUCUACACCACUCUGCCUCCUUUUCUUCUUCCUCUGUCUUAAAACUACCUUCUCAUCCUUUUUACAUGCUUCUUCCUUUUCAACAACACAGCUCUGCUCUCAUCAGGAGGCUCUUGCUUUGCUGCAAUUCAAGACUUCCUUUUCCAUCAAUAGCAUUGCUUCUGAUCCUGAAAUAUGUCAUGUAAUCGCCCUUGAUCUCAGCUGCAGUCUCCUUUCUGGUAUCUUUCCUUCCAACAGCACUCUUUUCUUCCUCAAAAACCUGCAAAGCCUCAAUCUUGCCUUGAAUGAUUUUAGGCUUUCCAAGAUUCCACCAGAAAUCAGUCAAUUUACUAGACUAAAGCAUCUUGAUAUCUCUUCUUCUUGGUUUUCGGGCCAAGUUCCAGCAGAAAUUGCUCACCUCCCCAAAAAUCUUGUUCACAACUUGAGUGAGGUGAGAGAACUUGUGCUUAAUGGAGUGAACAUGACAUCUGUUAAUCCUCUUUCCUUCAUGAAUCUCUCUUCUUCUUUAACUACACUUCGUCUUUCCAAGAAUGAGUUAAGAGGAAAUUUUCCAAACACUAUUUUCCACUUUCCAAAUCUCAAGAGAUUUAUUUUAGGUGGAGAGGGAAACCUUGCUAUUGAUCUUCCAAGUUCCAAUUGGAGCAGUCCUCUCCAACAUUUGGAUUUAGAUGUCAUGUAUUGCGGAAGGAGAUUGCAAGAGUCCAUAGGAGAUCUAAAGUCAUUACAAUUUCUAGGUCUCAAGUGCAACUUUGAAGGUUCCAUUCCAGCUUCAAUAGGGAGCUUAUCCCAACUUACUUACCUAGGCCUCUAUUCUAGCAAUCUUAGCGGACAAAUCCCAUCAUCACUUGCAAACCUCACACAACUUCGCUCACUUGUCCUUUCAAAUAAUCAACUUUCUGGUCCCAUUCCACCUUUCAUAGGGAACUCCCAACUUACUUAUCUAAGCCUCCCUUCUAACAAUCUUGGCGAACAAAUCCCAUCAUCGCUUGCAAACCUCACACAACUUAUCUUUCUUAACCUUGCAGAGAAUCAGUUUUCUGGUUCCAUUCCAGCUUUCAUAGGGAGCUUAUCCCAACUUACUUCCCUAGACCUCUUUUCUAACAAUCUUAGUGGACAAAUCCCAUCAUCACUUGCAAACCUCACACAACUUGACUUACUCGACCUUUCAAUUAAUCAGCUAUCUGGUCCCAUUCCAGCUUUCAUGGGAAACUUAUCCAAACUUAUUCUCUUUUCUAACAAUCUUAGUGGACAAAUCCCAUCAUCACUUGCAAAUCUCACACAACUUUGCGUUCUCCACCUUUCAAAUAAUCAGAUUUCUGGUCCCAUUCCAGCUUUCAUAGGGAACUUAUCCCAACUUACUUAUCUAAGCCUCUCUUCUAACAAUCUUAGCGGACAAAUCCCAUCAUCACUUGCAAACCUUACACAACUUGGCUUGUUUGACCUUUCACAUAAUCAGUUUUCUGGUCCCAUUCCUUUUCAUGCAACAAAUCAUCUCAGUGAUUUAGUAGUGGUAUCUGACAUGUUCUCAAGACUUCAGAAUCUGAAAACCAUCAUUCUUUCAUACAAUAAUCUGUCUUUGAGAAACAAUGUUGAUGCCGACUUCACAUUACCUGAACUAACCUAUUUGGACUUAUCUUCUUGUAGCUUGAGUGAAUUCCCCAAUUUCUUAAGACAUUCAAAUGGUCUAAGAAGCCUAUUGCUAUCCAAAAAUAGCAUUAAUGGCAAUAUUCCUGAAUGGAUAUGUGAAAAGGAUCUCAUGAUUUUUGACCUUUCUCAUAACAAUUUAAGCGGGAAGAUUCCAAAUUGUCUUCCCAAGUCUCUCUCAGUGUUGAAUUUGCAGGGCAAUAACUUUGAUGGAAAUAUACCAUUUGGGUUUUCAGAGGGCUGUGGCUUACAAAAUCUCAACUUGCAUGGAAAUCAAAUGGACGGGCUAUUACCAAGAUCUUUGGUGAAUUGUAGCAUGUUAGAGGUUCUAGAUGUUGGCAACAACAACAUAAGUGAUACAUUCCCUCAUUGGUUGGAAUCUCUACCAGAGCUUCAAGUGCUUGUCUUAAGGUCCAACAAGUUUCAUGGUUUCGUGCAUAGCACCAAAGAAGGUCCAUCUUUUCCCAAGUUGCGAGUUCUGGACCUCUCCAGCAAUUGUUUUGUUGGUGCUUUGCCUGUUCAUUACAUUGAAAAUUUUAAUGUGAUGAUGGAGCCUCAUAUAGAUGAUGGUCCCCCUGAAUACAUGACGAUGAGAAACGGUUCUUAUCAAUAUUCACUGGUAGUGAUAAUGAAAGGAUUUGAGUAUGAGCUGCAGAGAAUCUUGACCAUAUUCACUAGCAUUGAUCUCUCAAAUAACAAGUUUGGAGGAGAAAUUCCAGAUGUUAUCGGAAAGCUUAGUUCUCUUAAAGGGCUUAAUCUUUCUCAUAACAACUUUAUUGGUCCUAUCUCACCGUCACUAGGGAAUUUGACAAACCUCGAGUGGUUGGAUCUCUCUUCCAACGAGCUGGUAGGGGAAAUUCCAAAUGAGUUGGUAUCUUUGACACAACUUUCUGUAUUAAAUUUUUCAAAUAAUCAUCUUGUUGGACGCAUACCACAAGGCAAUCAGUUCAACACCUUUGGAAAUGAUUCUUAUGAAGGAAACCUUGGACUCUGUGGAAUUCCAUUAUCAAAAUCUUGUGAUGGAAAUGGGACACAGCUGAGCUCCUUCCAAGAAAAAGAUGAGUUGUGGAGAUUUGGCUGGAAAGCUGUGGUGUUAGGCUAUGGAUGUGGAGUUGUUUUUGGACUGUUGAUGGGAUAUCAUGUUUUCCGAACAGGAAAACCAAAAUGGUUUGUGUCUUUGUUUGAUGGCCGAACAAGUCAAAGUGGAAGGAGGAUGAGGAAAGCCAGAAGACUUGUUCCGGGCAGAAGCUAGUUGCAGAGUUGAUGUCUUAGACCUUCUGAUUUAAUGUGUCCUGAACAGGUGCUUUUUGGGUUUGAAGUUCUUGUUAUGUUUAGCAUUGGCUUGUAUAAAAUUGUCAGCCUUCUCUUGGCUUUAUGAUGCUUUGUAAUUUUGUCUUUCUUUGUUGUAAAAUGUAUUUGAAGGUUCAAGCUGUUAAUCUUUCUCUGUUAAUGUACUUCCUUCAACGGGUUGGUAUCAAUCUAGUAGCGAGGGUAUCUCAAAUUUCGUUCUUUACAGUUUUGUUCUUGAGAUUCCCAUUAGCACAGUCAUAAAAAUGAUUGCUUUAC
This is a messenger RNA of Rubroshorea leprosula, 3709 nucleotides long. The record is from the annotation of a GenBank genome assembly. NCBI's taxonomy places the organism in Eukaryota, Viridiplantae, Streptophyta, Magnoliopsida, Malvales, Dipterocarpaceae.